GCGGGAGAGGAAGAGCAGAAGGAUUCUGUUGGAGAGGGCCGGAUGAUGCGCACGCCGCUUCCUGGAUCCCUCUGCUCACCGCCCGUGAACGGGUGCCUCCCGGAGCUGCUUUUAGAAUCGCAUGCGAAGCGUUAUCGAUCUUUGCUUGCGCAGAACCCACGCCUGGUACGGCGCUGUUCCACGGGUCGGUGAGGCAGUCCUGUCGCCGAUCAUUAAUUUUCCUGCAGCCGUUCGAAUUUGGCCGUCGUUGACUGGAGGCGCAGCGAGCUCAGAUGUAUUGAGUGGAGGCGGAUUGUUGGUGUCCAGGCCCCGACAUGGUUGACGAUCCGAGCGCGCCCACUCUGUGCCGAAGAGGCGCAGAGACGAGGCUGGCCCUGGCACCGCGGGCUCGCCCGUCUCUGCCGCGCGCCUCUGCCACGAGGCGGAUUCGCUUGCGGCUCGAGUGCAACGCGCUAGUGGUGCUGCUUCGUUCUUGGGGGCGCUGCCACCCCUCGUCCCCCUCCCUCGCUCCGUCGCCACCAUCUUCCCUGCCCCUUCCCCGUCCCCCCUCCUCCUCCACAGCCAUUUUGGCUGAGGUUUGGGGGGGCUUCGGGUUACAGACUGCACCAGGCCUCCUCAGGCGGAGUGGCGGACGGAAGAGAAGGAGGAGGAGGAGGAAACUUCUACCUGGCCCUGGCUUGGCGAUGACCGCCGGCGGCGCCCGCUACACCGCGGAGAAGCCAGGCGUCGCAGUCAGGAGCGCGCCACGGCUCGGCGGGGAGGCGCUGUUGCACUUGCAGCGGGGCGGCGACACUGGCAUCGCACGGCCGCGGGUCAUUGUCGAGGAGAUCUGGGAGGAGGGGGCGCUGUCCAAGGCAGAGAUCCAGGAUAUCCUCGACAGCUACUCGAACCCCGACGUGUCGCUGCCGCUGGAGGCCAAGUAUUGGUCGAAGCAGCAGCUGGAGAUGUUCGUGAUGACGACAGGCGCCAUCCGGCCGAAGGGGUGCUCGAUGCCCGACGAGCGGUUGUUGGUCAACGCAGCCAUGAGCAAGGAUCAGAUCGCCCGCGCCUUCGGAACGGCCGCAGCCUGGAUCGCGGACGCGGACGCAAUCCUCAUAGGCUCUGGCGCCGGCAUGGGCGUCGACUCUGGUCUGAACACCUUCCGGGGCAGCCGCCGGGGCGUGUGGGCCGGGCUGGACGCGGUUGGCCUCGCCUACGAGGAGAUCUGCCACCCCAGGUGGUUCCAGGAAGAGCCGCACCUCGGGUGGGCGUUCUGGAACUUCUGCCACCGCACCUACCAGAGCACGGUCCCCCACCCGGGCUACGCCGCAGUGCGGGAGUUGGCGCAGAGGUGCCCGCUGGGAUUCUUCUCCUUCACCUCCAACAUCGACAGCCACUGGGCGGCCUCCGGGAUGCGGGCCGACAGCGUCCUGGAGGUGCACGGGGCGGUGAGGUGGCUGCAGUGCUCGGUGCCCUGCUGCCCAGACGUGUGGCGCGCGCCGCGGGACCUCGGCCUGUCCGAGGACGAGGCCACCCACCGCGCCCGCGGCGUGCUCCCCACCUGCCCCAAGUGCCGGGCCGUGGCGCGGCCGAACGUGCAGAUGUUCGGCGGCGACGCCGGGUUCUCGAGGGCGCGGCGCGGAGCGCAGUUCGCCAAGUACGACGCGUGGCUGAAGGGGCUGGAGGCCCGGGCGGACAGGGAGAGCCUCCGGGUGGCGUGCGUCGAGAUAGGCUGCGGCCUCACUGUCCCGACCGUGCGCAAGGAGCUGGAGUCGGUCGUGCGCAGGUUCCCCGGGGCGCGCCUGAUCCGCGUGAACCCCGAGAACCCAGGCCUUGCCCCGGAUCUCGCGGAUCGGGGCGCCAGCCUGCCCGUCGCGGCCAGCCUGGCGAUCCAGGAGCUCUCGAGGCAGGUCCAGGUCCAGGCCGAAGAGCCGAAAGUCACCUUCGUCUUGUGGGGCAUGUGGGAGAGCGGUGGCGUAGAGAUCCAGGCGCCCUACGGCUCCAGCGUUGGGCGGCUGCUCCGUCUGGCGGGCGCGCAGGAGGGCGCCUCCGUGGAUUUCGACCACACCCUGAAGGGUUGGCCGCAGGCCGUGGUUGGCGGAGCACCUGAGCUGGCGCCCGACGACCCCGUCCCAGUGCACUGCUUCCAGGAGGUGCGAAGCGGCGGCAGCGCGGAGCGCAGGCUGACCGCAGUAGUGGUCCUGGAGGCCCAGAUCUGGAUCAGCGAGGACGGCAGCGACAAUAUGAACGCCCAGCUGCGGGCGCGGUGCCGCGAGGUGGAGAGCCUGCUAGACGACUUGAACGCGCUCUUCGAGCUGAAGUCUUACCAAGAUGAGGUGCGGAAGUGCAGGGACCGCCGGAGCGUGCACAAGCUGGCGAAGAGUGUCCACUUCCAAGUGCUGCCCAAGUAUGGCAUCGAAGCGACUGAUAGGGGCACCGCAGCGAUGAUGGCUUUUAUCUCCAGCUGUUGCUGCGGCGACAAUUGGGCGUCGUGGGCCAUUCAGGAGAAAGUGGACAGGUCAAUGGAUCUGUCGUACAUUAAGCACAUUGAACACUUGCCGUUGGUGGCACCGCCGCCUUAAUUAGGAAACGCCGCCGCAGCGGAUAAUAGUGUUAGGACAUAUUAAGUGAGCCAGACUGGGUAAGUGAAUCAGCGCCGAACUGGCCGACCGGCACGCGCAA
This is a messenger RNA of Prorocentrum cordatum, 2661 nucleotides long. The record is from the annotation of a GenBank genome assembly. Lineage: Eukaryota; Dinophyceae; Prorocentrales; Prorocentraceae.